This is a messenger RNA of Penicillium bovifimosum, 363 nucleotides long. RefSeq lists its product as uncharacterized. The transcript has 3 exons. Gene Ontology annotation, molecular function: structural constituent of cell wall. Gene Ontology annotation, cellular component: fungal-type cell wall. The record is from RefSeq and is a predicted model, not a curated record. Lineage: Eukaryota; Fungi; Ascomycota; Eurotiomycetes; Eurotiales; Aspergillaceae. The coding region runs from base 1 to 363 and encodes 120 amino acids.
AUGAAGUUCAUCGGAACCGCUGCCUUCGUCCUGACCAUGGGCUGCGCCAUGGCCAACAAGCUUGGUGCCUCUCCUGCCAUGGACGGCGCUAAGUCCCAGUGUGGCUCUGGCUCUAUCUCUUGCUGUGACUCCACGGAGAACAUUAGCGCCGAUGGUAUCCUCGGUAAUCUCCUUGCUGGCGGUCUGUUGAACGGAUUGCUCGGCAACUCCAACUCUGCUUGUGCUAGCACCAGCCUCAUUGAUGAGUUGAACUUGCUUGCCCAGGUCAAGAACACCAAGACCGGACCCGUCUGCAAGAACAUCAUUGCUUGCUGCCCAGAGGGAACCAAGGAGUGCAUCGCCGUCGACAACUCUGGAAACUAG